Molecule: messenger RNA, 3876 nt
Organism: Colletotrichum scovillei
Lineage: Eukaryota; Fungi; Ascomycota; Sordariomycetes; Glomerellales; Glomerellaceae
Product: voltage gated chloride channel
Exons: 7
Coding region: 863-3490 (875 amino acids)
Biological process (GO): transmembrane transport; chloride transport
Cellular component (GO): Golgi apparatus; early endosome; membrane
Molecular function (GO): voltage-gated chloride channel activity
Source: RefSeq, a predicted model, not a curated record
CACGCUCUUACAACUUACCGCGCGUGCCCCCGGCGCAAAUACGGUGCACAGCCCAACCUGGCCAACCUUUGGUGUCCCUUGUGGCCCUUGGGGGGCAUUCGGGAAAGUGGACGGGCGACAGCUCCAUCUCGAGGCCUGCCGCAUCUUCUAGCACCCGUCUGGGUAUUUCGUCCUACGGAGUAGAACAACCAAACUAUCGGGGCACCUUGCGGCUCUCUCUCCAGCUUCUUUUCAAGUAGAUGGCUACGUUUCUUCUUUUCCCCUAAACAUCCUCCUCCUCCUCCUCAUUUCCCUUCUUUCUCGUCUUUCCCACCCUCCAGCGUUCUCCCCCGGCCCCGCCGUGUACACACCCGGCGACGCAGUAUACACGCCAAGGAACAUGUCUCGCCCGCGAUAGUCAUCCGCCUACACGUUUCGUCGCAUCUGACACCGAACCCCACGUCGUGAUCCUGUCUCCCGCCUCCCCGAACCUUACGCUUGCUGUGCUCAAGGUUGUCUGCAGCCUUGGAAGUUGGAACGCCUACCAAGUCCAUUAGGUUCACGUGCUAAAUCUUCAGCUUGCUUCAAUCUAAAACCACACAGCUUGCUUGUCAGGACAGCCUUCCCUUCAAGGCUUCCGCAGCUACCCCUGAUCAUCGUUUUUCCAAAGCCUAUAGUCUAGACUACUUGACUGCGUCGAAUGCUAUCCCAUCUUCCUGAAAGCUGCAAGCUUCCGCUCUUUUGCCAACUAACAGCAACCUUGCCUGGACUGCCGCCAAAAGUUGCUGGUUGAGUCGAAACAUCCAAGAUUUGAAACAAACUCCAGAACUCAAACGGUUCGAGCCGUCUUCACACACACCUCUACUGCGUAGUCAGCCCAAUUAUGGCGGAAUUACCAGACGACAACGCGCCUUCGGGCCCUCCCUCGCCGAUGAGUACGCGACGACCGAGAUUCGACUCUCGGAGAAGCUCGGUCGGAGGAGAGCCGGAUGAGCGCUCUCCUCUACUUCUGGGUGGCGCAAGAUCAAGAAGGCGUCUUCAACAAUCCGGUCCGGAGAGCCCAAAGUAUCUAACUCCGGGCCUGUCGAGAAAUCAUAGCACUGCCGGUAGCAUCAGAAGUCUACACCACAGUCGCAACCCGUCCUUGGGCCAACGCCUCUCACAUGCCUUCUCCGACUUUCCCGAUCCGAUGAGCGAGUCGAAACGAUCAAUACAACCCAACGAGCGCGUAUGGUACGAUCAGUUUACAUCCACCGACUGGGUCCAUGAUAAUAUCAUCGAUGCCCACCGAGUCAAGGCUCUGAAGAUGCGCAAGGACUUUCGGGGAAGGUUAUAUGCCAUCUUCGACGCCUCACAAGGAUGGAUUCUCAGUGCGCUUUGCGGUUUCAUCGUCGCGCUCGUUGCCUACGUGGUCAACUUAUCGGAAGCGACUGUCUUCGAUUACAAGUACGGAUAUUGUGCGCGGGGCUGGUACAUUAGCGAGAGAAACUGCUGUCCGAAGCAAGGCCCUUGCGAAGAUUGGCGCACCUGGUCCGAGGUUCUGAGGUUUUGGCCAUUUGGAGAUGUAGGCACCGAAUUCACCAUCUACUUAGUUGGAUGCGUUGUCUUGGCAGGCAUCGCCUGUGCCAUGACGUUAACCACAAAGACUGUGGUACCCUCGGCAUAUCGCAUGACGACGUUCGACGAAAACCUUGCGGCAGAGCUUGCGCCGUACGCAGACGAACCCACCAGCGACGAAAGCCCGACUCCUCCAGAAGUCGUUGAGGCGAUUGAGGCCGCUGUACCGCCCCCAAUGGUGUACUACUCCGCUGCCGGAAGUGGAGUGGCCGAAGUGCGUGUUAUUCUCAGUGGUUUCGUCUUGCACGGUUUCCUUGGUGUGAAAACCUUGGUUAUCAAGUCUGCCGCGCUCAUUCUCAGUGUGGCGUCUGGCCUCAGUCUCGGUAAAGAAGGCCCUUACGUGCAUAUUGCUACCUGCAUUGGCAACAUUGCUUGCCGUCUCUUCACGAAAUAUGACAAGAACGAUGCCAAGAGGCGCGAGGUGCUGUCUGCAGCUGCAGCCGCGGGUGUGGCCGUCGCUUUUGGCGCUCCUCUAGGAGGUGUUCUCUUCGGUCUCGAGGAAGUCUCGUACUUCUUCCCAGCCAAGACGCUCUUCCGCACCUUUUUCUGCUGCAUUGUGGCUGCACUGUCGCUCAAGUUCCUUAACCCCUACGGCACACAUAAGAUUGUAAUGUUCCAAGUCAAGUAUGUGGCAGAUUGGCACUACUUUGAGAUCGUCUUUUACAUCGUCAUCGGCAUCCUCGGUGGUGCUGCCGGUGCUCUUUUCAUCAAGGCUUCCAAGCACUGGGCCAAAUCAUUCAGAAGAAUCACUUUCAUUAAGACGUAUCCGAUGCUCGAGGUACUUCUGGUUGCUGUUGUUACCGGUAUCAUGAGUUAUUGGAACGUCCACACAAAGCAGCCCGUUGCCAAACUGAUGCUUAAUCUUGCGGCCCCAUGUCACGACGGCUCCGAUCGCGAAGACUAUGGCCUCUGUCCGACCGCUAUGAACGAAAUCCCGCCUGUGCUCCUCAGCCUCUUCACUGCAUUCCUUAUCAAGGGUUUCUUGACGAUCAUCACGUUUGGCAUUAAAGUUCCCGCUGGUAUCUACGUUCCGUCCAUGGUGGUCGGUGGCCUCAUGGGCAGACUUGUCGGCCAUGUGGUGCAGUACAUGGUUCUGCUUUGGCCCGACUUUGGGUUAUGGGGGGCAUGUGCCACGAAGGAGGCGGGAUCCUGCAUUCAGCCGGGAGUGUACGGUCUCAUUGCCGCUGGAUCAACCAUGUGCGGUGUAACCCGCCUCUCCGUCACACUUGCAGUCAUUCUCUUCGAGCUUACCGGCAGCUUGGAUUAUGUUCUGCCAUUCUCUCUCGCCAUCCUUGUGGCCAAGUGGACUGCGGACGCCAUUGAGCCAAACAGCAUCUACGAUCUUCUCACAAGCAUGAACUCGUACCCGUUCUUGGACAACAAGCACAAGCCCAUUUUCACUUCGGAUCUUGCCGACAUCGUUCCUCGUGUCCGACGUGAACGCGUCAUUGAUAUCAGUGCCUCUCCAGUGGUGUCUGCAGUCAGCCUUCGCAGCAAGUUGCAGACACUCCACAGAGCUGGAGAAAUUGAUGGAGGUCUGCCCAUUAUCCGGGAUGGAAUUCUUGUUGGCCUGAUCCCUGCUCCGGACUUGGAAUUUGCUCUCGAUAACUUGGAUGACGAGGCAUCAAGCAUGUGCUUGAUGGCCCAAGUUGCAACCAUUGAGGACUCUGAUGAUGAUGACGGGGAGACGGACAAGACUGAUUUUACCCCAUACAUCGACCCUGCACCUGUGGCUUUGGACAUGCGGUCCCCCAUGGAUCUUGUUUACGAAUGUUUCGUCAAGCUCGGUCUGCGCUUCGUGUGUGUGCUGAAGAAUGGACGUUACGCAGGAAUGGUACAUAAGAAGAGCUUCGUGAGAUACAUGCGGGACCUUGAGGAGAAGGAGGGCCAUUGAUUCAGUGCCCAUUUCUGGAGCAACAAACCAGAAGUUGGGCUCAAAUCACCUUUGCAUCAUGUUUUUGCACUUUGCCAGCAUUUUCACCUCCGACAUGUUUGGAUACAUUGUCAGAGACGGAGGAAGUCUAUUUUAGUUUUUGCAUACCGCCCACGUUUCGAUACUUGCGGCUUAGCGUAUCUGGGCAUGGCGUUCACACAAUAUUUCUCUUUAAGAUACUGUCUCCUAGAGCAUUUCUGGAUGGUCGACUGUGCUCGAACCUGGAUGUAUAGCAUUUUCUCUUUGGCUGGGAAAGAAGGACAGAAUACUUGGGGAUAGGCUAGAUUGAUUAUUUUGCACAUAAAGAGUGUCGUCGCAAAGAAUGCACGAAGGUAAUUAAAGCGGAC